Molecule: messenger RNA, 3566 nt
Organism: Achroia grisella
Lineage: Eukaryota; Metazoa; Arthropoda; Insecta; Lepidoptera; Pyralidae
Gene: mor
Product: SWI/SNF complex subunit SMARCC2
Exons: 20
Coding region: 123-3029 (968 amino acids)
Biological process (GO): positive regulation of DNA-templated transcription
Cellular component (GO): SWI/SNF complex
Molecular function (GO): DNA binding; histone binding
Source: RefSeq, a predicted model, not a curated record
GCCGCUUUCGUUUGGUGUUUGGUGUUUUUACAUUCCUUUUUCUGAGUCUAAUAGUUUUGAGUCAUUUUAUCUUGAAUUUGACGAAAAAUUAUAGAUAUUCAAUUAAGUUGUGAUUAUUCAAUAUGAGUAAUAUAUGUCCUAAGAAGGAUGGAGGGCCAAAUGUAGAUUAUUUCCAGGCGCCGGAAUCAUUAGCCCAAUUCGAUCAAAUUCGUGUUUGGCUACAAAAAAAUUGCAAAAAGCAUGUUCAGACUGAUCCACCAACAAAAGAGGGCUUGGCCCAACUUGUCAUACAACUAAUACAGUACCAGGAGAAUAAACUUGGGAAAAAUGCAUCAGAUCCACCAUUCAUACGGCUUCCAAUGAAAGUGUUCAUGGACAUGAAGCCAGGCGGGACCCUGUGUACGGUGCUCGCCACCAUGUUCCGCUUUAAAUCGGAGCAACGGUGGCGCAAGUUCGACUUCCAGGUCGGUAAGAAUCCGUCUCGCAAGGACCUUAAUGUGCAAAUGAUGAUGGAGAUUGAGUCCUCGCUUAGUACUGCUGAGGUGAUCCGCACGCCUUGUGUCUACAUACGACCGGACGUGGAUAAGGCUACAGCUAAUAAGAUAAAAGAGAUUGUGGGACAUCAUGGUGAUAUUUGCGAGGACGAAGAAGAGGCGACGCACAUAAUAUACCCGACAGUGGAUCCGCUUGAGGAGGAGUACGCGCGGCCAAUAAUACGCCGUGGCAACCAUGUGCUGGUGCACUGGUACUACUUACCCGACAGUCACGACACGUGGUCGCAGGCAGACUUGCCGGUGGACGUUCCGGAGACAGCUAAUUGGGAAUGCAACCGCGCAGAGCCAUGGCGCGUGUCGGCAUCUUGGGUACUCGAUCUUCCACAGUACAAUGAGUGGAUGAACGAGGAGGACUAUGAAGUUGACGUGAAUGGAAAGAAAAAGGUUCACAAGCUACGUUUGUCGGUCGAUGAUCUGUUGCCUGGCGCAGAACCGUCUAACAAAGGUAAGAAAGGCAAAAGGAAGCGGUCCCCAUCGCCACCACCGCAGAAACACGGCAAGAGGAAGAGCCGCUCGGCUAAGCGUCGCGACAAUGACGCCGACGACGAGGAAGAUAAUGCAUCCAGGGACAAUACUGACGCGGCACCCACACCGGACAGCGAAAGGGCUACUGAAUCCGCAGCGGCGACCCCGGCCCCCGCGUCCGAGGCGGCGACGGCGGCGGCGGCGGCGGCGGCGGCGGCGGCGGCGUCGCAGGCCGGCGACGCGCCCGCCACGCCCGCGCCGCCCCCCGACGCCCACGACGCGCACGACGACUCGCAGGGCAAGCACUCCGACUCCAACACGCAGGAAAUGCUAAUAAAAGAAGAACUAGAAGACAAUGUGACCGAUCAGACGCAUCAUAUCGUAGUGCCAUCGUAUUCAGCAUGGUUCGACUACAACUCUAUACACACGAUUGAGAAACGCGCAAUGCCAGAAUUCUUCAACGGCAAAAACAAAUCCAAGACACCUGAAAUAUAUCUUGCAUACAGGAACUUUAUGAUCGACACAUAUCGACUGAAUCCGACGGAAUAUCUGACAAGUACUGCUUGUCGUCGGAAUCUGGCCGGCGACGUGUGCGCCAUCAUGCGUGUACACGGCUUCCUCGAGCAGUGGGGACUCGUCAACUACCAGUUAGAGGCAGAGUCCCGACCGACCGCAAUGGGACCGCCGCCUACGUCACACUUCCACGUGUUGUCCGACACGCCGUCCGGUCUACAGCCGCUUGUCGCACGACGCCCCGCGGAGAACGCGGCCGUACCGAAGGUGGAGGCGGGGCUCCCCAACGGGACGGACGCGGGCGCCGCGGGCGCUGCGGGCCCCGCCGCGCUCGCGGCCGGCCCGGGGGCGCCGCCCGCCGCCGCCGCCGCCGCCGCCGCCGCCGCCGCCGUCAAGCCCGAGCCCGCCCUCGAGCUCGGCACCGCGCCGGGACUCAAGCUCGACCAGUACCGCGGCGGCGCCCGCGGGCGCGAGUGGACGGAGCAGGAGACGCUGCUGCUGCUGGAGGCGCUGGAGCUGCACCGCGACGACUGGAACCGCGUGGCCGCGCACGUGGGCACGCGCACACACGACGAGUGCAUCCUGCACUUCCUGCGGCUGCCCAUCGAGGAGCCCUACCUGCACGACUCCGCCGCCGGCGGAGUUCUGGGUCCACUGGCAUACCAGCCGAUACCAUUCAGCAAACAAGGAAAUCCUGUUAUGAGUACAGUAGCGUUCCUCGCGUCGGUCGUCGAUCCACGCAUUGCUUCUAAAGCUACCAGAGCAGCCAUGGACGAGUUCGCUGCUAUUAAGGACGAGGUGCCGGCGGCGAUGAUGGAGGUGCACGUGAAGGCGGCCGGAGCUCACGGGCCCGCCGCCGCGCUCGCAGCCACAGGCAUCGCCGGCACUGCGCCCGAGCCAGAUCCCAACGCAGAGAAAAAAGAAAGUUCAUCUGAUGUGAAAGCUGAACCUAUGGAAGUAGAAGAAGGAGGCGAACAAAAAAUUAAAGAUGAGCCAAGCGAAGCGGCGGCCGCCGAAGAUAGCAAGGAUAGCAGUAGCAAAGAUCCACCCUCGCCACAACCAGAGGGACCGGCAACAGUUGACGCUAAACUGCAAUCGGCGGCGGCAGCAGCACUCGCUGCGGCUGCUGUCAAGGCUAAACAUCUCGCUGGCGUGGAGGAACGGAAGAUUAAGUCGUUGGUCGCGCUGCUUGUUGAGACACAGAUGAAGAAGUUGGAGAUCAAACUGCGACACUUCGACGAGCUCGAGGCCACCAUGGAGCGGGAGAGAGAAGGUUUGGAAUACCAACGUCAACAGCUGAUUCAAGAACGUCAACAGUUCCAUCUUGAGCAGUUAAAGGCAGCAGAGUUUAGAGCGAGGCAUCAGGCCCAUCAGAGGCUGCAAGCGGAAAGCGGAGCGACACCAGUGCCGGCCGCGGCAGCGGUAGCGGGACCCGCGCCCGCCGCCACAGAACAACCUCCUACUGAGGUUCCUCAGCCGCAACCACAGCACGCAUAAAACGACCGCGUCGAACUGGCGACUCAGACGGCCUGUGCCACGAGCGGGGGCGACGGCGUGAGUGCCCGCAGUGCGUCGCUGGUUGUUGCGCUUAGGCGAUUCCAGGAGUUGUAAACAGUUGACAACUACCAUCUAAACUAGAUAUUAGGUUUAGAAUUGCUGGGCGGUUUUAAUUAUUUUUCCUCACGAUCGACAUCAACAUGUGUUUUACUAACAUAUAGAUUUCCGAAAUCAGGACAAAAAUCUUCUUCAAAAUAAAGCAUUUCCGAAUCUAAAUAGAUUUUUUUAAAACCGGCUGGAAUAUUUAAACUAAGCUAUUAUGUUUAAUAAAUUUUUGAGGAUGUGUGAACGUUAAAAAUUUACUCGAUUGUAUAUUGAAAUAAUUCCUUAUAAUUUCAAUAGAUCUGUCUGAUUGUUGAAUGUAGUGUGUGUAACGAAGUAUAUAAUUUCUAAUAGUUUUAAGUACUUAGCAGUUAUUGUAUGAUUAUAUUUAUAGGAGAUAAAUUACACAUAAUGACAAGUUAUGAAAUAAAUGUA